This is a messenger RNA of Gamsiella multidivaricata, 4826 nucleotides long. RefSeq lists its product as uncharacterized. Gene Ontology annotation, cellular component: sulfite reductase complex (NADPH). NCBI's taxonomy places the organism in Eukaryota, Fungi, Mortierellomycota, Mortierellomycetes, Mortierellales, Mortierellaceae. The transcript is spliced from 3 exons. The coding region runs from base 248 to 4705 and encodes 1485 amino acids. Gene Ontology annotation, molecular function: 4 iron, 4 sulfur cluster binding; sulfite reductase (ferredoxin) activity; heme binding. The record is from RefSeq and is a predicted model, not a curated record. Gene Ontology annotation, biological process: sulfate assimilation; amino acid biosynthetic process.
CCCCCCUUCCUCUUCUUUCUACUCUCCCUUCCUUUCCUUCCUUUCCUUCUCUCUUUCUUCAAUCGACCCUCGGUCUUCUUCUUCUUCCUCUCUUCCAUCCCCGCCCCCCUCUACCUCUUCAUCCUCAUCCUCACUUCCGUUUUAUAUCCUGUAUCAUAGAGUCAUUCGCUUCUCCCCUGUUCUCUUCUUUGCACUGUACUUCUUUCUUUCGUUUCUUUCCAUCUGUAUAACCGAUCUCUAAACAACAAUGGCCCCGACUGCCUUUGAUGCCUUAGCCCAGGCCGCCUUCGCCUCGGCCGAAUCCAUCUUCGCCGUUAGCUCGCCCUCGUCACACCCCGCAAAGGCCAUCGACCGUCUCUCGGACAAGUACACCAUCUCCAACACAUCGCCUUCCGUCACGACCCUCCAAGCCAACGCCGAUCCCUUCCAAAAGAUCCAAGAGUCUGCAGCCUCCACUAGGGAGCUUACCUCCGUUCUCGCCACCUCGGACGUGCUCCUGCCCGCGAUCCCUCAUCUCUUCAAGACCGCUGCCCAGCGAUCUGCAGUCGUCGUCCAUGUCGAGGCCAAGGAACGGGAUGCCAGCAUCAAUACCACCAAUCACAGCAACACCAACGGGCACACCAACGGUCACAUCAACGGCAGCAGCAAAGGACACCAGAGCAGCGUCGUUCCCUCAAAUGCUGAUCUGAUGGCUGUCCGUCAAACAGGAUUCGCAGUCUUGACCUCGGACAACGCCCAGGCUGCCUUCGAUCUGGCUCUGAUUGCCCAGGCAGCCGCCGUUCAGACCAGUACCCCCUUCUUGAACGUCGUCAACGGCUCGGAGAAACAGCAGCAGCAGAAGGUUGUUCUGGAUCAUCAGAAGGUCGCCCCCGCUUUGAUCUCGGACAAGGACUUGGCUGCCCACAAGGAGCGCCAGGCCGCUGUGAGCGAGAUCUCGCUUUCGUCCCUGUACCUGAACCCGAAGGACUCGACCACAUCUGCCUCGACUGCUGCGUCGCCCGAGGAGAUCUACAGCAAGGUCGAGGAGCUCCUCGCUGUCCUUCAGAAGCAGACUGGCCGCUCAUACAGUCCCAUUGAGUAUCAAGGUCCCGCCAACCCAAAGACCGUCUUCGUGUCCCUGGCCAUCGGCUCCUCGGCCCUCGAGCACAUCGUCCACUCGCAUCACCGCAAGGAUGUCGGCCUCAUCAAGAUCCAUCUCUACCGUCCCUGGUCUGAGCGUCAUUUCCUCAAGGCUCUCCCAGCUUCCGUUGAGCGUGUCAUCGUCGUCGAGCAGGCUCCUGCUGCCCACACCGCCUGGACUCCCCUCUUCCUCGAUGUCUCCGCAUCGUUCCACACCACCGAGACUGCCUGGGAGGGUCAGAUCCCAAAGAUCCUCAGUGCUCGCUACCGCGGAUCUGGCGCCGAUAUCACCGAGGCCGAUGUCAAGUCUGCCCUCGAUGAGGAAAAGCCCACCUUCGCACUUAACCCUCAUUACGUCGCCCACGCAGCUCCCCAGGCUACGCCUCUGCAGGGCUCGGAUGUCGAUACCCCUUACAUCCAGAUGCUGAACCAGGUCUUCCAGGAUCGCCUGAAUAUCGAGAACGGCGUCAAGACUGACUCUGUCUGGGGAUCUGCCCAGCAGUCACCCGAAUUUGGUUAUGGUUCCUUGGUCACCAAGGUCGCUGCUCGUGCCCGCUUUGCUGAGCUCGUCUCCAAGGCCGUCCAGGAUUCUUCGCUCAAGAUCUCGGAGGCCCUCCGCAAGGCUCUUACUCAGUGGCACUUGAAUCGAUCCGACAGCAAACUGGCCAAGCGCCAUGGCGAUGAGGCUAUUGCACUCCUGCGAGAGGCCAAGGACAACCUGGUGGGACCCCUGGCCGAGAUUAGCGCACAGUCUAGUCACUUCGCAAAGCCUUCGCACUGGUUGAUCGGCGCUGACUCCUGGGCCUUUGAUAUUGCCAACUCUGGAGUCCAUCACGUCAUCUCGUCCAAUGCCGACAUCAACCUGCUCAUCCUUGACACCGAACCCUACACCGCUCGUACUCAGAGCCCCGAGAACCGCAAGAAGGAUAUUGGUCUCUAUGCCAUGAACUAUGGAUCUGUCUUUGUCGCCUCCGUUGCUGUUUACUCGAGCUAUUCGCACGUCUUGCAUGCUUUGAUCGAGGCUGACCAGUAUCAGGGCCCCUCCAUCGUCCUCGCCUACUUGCCCCGCCCUGACGAGGAGAACGUCUCGCCCAUCACUGUCUUGAAGGAGACAAAGUUGGCAGUCGAUACCGGCUACUGGCCCCUCUACCGUUGGAACCCUGCAUUGGAUGAGAAGGGUGAGGAGCCUUUCCGUCUUGACUCUGAGCGCAUCAAGCUGGAUCUGCAGCAGUUCCUCGAGCGCGAGAACCACCUCUCACUCAUCAUUCAGCAGAACCCGGAUAUUGCUCGCACCUUGACUCACUCGGUCGAGUCCGAGGCCCAGACCCGUGAUGCUGCGCUCAAGAAGAAGGCCAAGGACGAUUUCGCCAAGCUGAUGGGCGGUCUCGGUGGCCCUCCACUGUUGAUUCUCUUUGGCUCGGACGGAAGCAACGCCGAGGGUCUGGCCAAGCGUCUGGUCAAGGGUGCCAAGCUCCGCAACCUCACUGCCCGCUACAGCGCCAUGGAUGAUGUCUCGAUCGAAGACCUUACUCUGGAAAAGCACGUCAUCUUCGUGGUCUCAACCGCCGGACAAGGAGAGUUCCCCGUCAACGCCCGUGAGUUCUGGAAGAGCUUGAGCGCCGCCACUGAGCUGGCUGUUUCCGAGACCAAGUUUGCAGUCUUUGGUCUGGGCGACUCGCAUUACUGGCCCCGUGAGGAGGACGCGAUCUUCUACAACCGUCCCUCAAAGGAGCUCCACACCAAGCUGGUUGAGCUUGGUGCCAACCCUCUGAUCGAUCUCGGUCUCGGAAACGACCAAGAUGCCGAUUCUUUCGAGACCGCCUGGGCUGCCUGGGAGCCUCUCCUCUGGGAGUCCCUUGGCUGCAAGCCUCUGGAGGGUGUGGUCGAGGAGCCCAAGAAGUCUGCGGAUGAUGCCAUGAAGAUCGAGUCCAACUACCUUCGCGGUACCAUUGCCGAGGGUCUCGUGGACGAGACCACCGGCCAGCUCCGCGCCGAGGCCGACACCAAGCUGACAAAGUUCCACGGUAUCUACCAGCAGGACGAUCGCGAUCUUCGCGAGGAGCGCAAGAAGCAGGGACUUGAGAAGGCCUUCUCGUUCAUGGUCCGUGUCCGUGUGCCCGGUGGUGUGGCCACCCCUGCUCAGUGGCUCGCGAUGGACAGCAUCUCAGACGUGACCGCCAAUGGCACCUUGAAGUUGACGACGCGUCAGGCCUUCCAGUUCCACGGAGUGUUGAAGCGUAACCUGAAGAAGAACAUCCAGUUGAUCAACAAGUCGCUGUUGGACACGAUUGCAGCCUGUGGAGACGUUAACCGCAACAUCAUGUGCAACCCCAACCCUCACCAAUCGGAUCUUCACAAGCAGGUCAACGACUUUGCCACUGACCUGUCCGCACACCUGUUGCCCAAGACGUCGGCGUACCGUGAGAUCUGGCUGGACCAGAAGCUGGUCAAGGGCGAGGCCGUCGUUGACCAUGAGCCCUUGUAUGGUCCCACCUACUUGCCCCGCAAGUUCAAAAUUGUCGUCGCUGUUCCUCCCAACAACGAUGUGGAUGUCUUUGCCCAUGAUCUCGGCUUCAUCGCGAUCACAAACAAGGAUGGCUCCCUCGCUGGAUUCAACGUUACAGUCGGUGGUGGCAUGGGUAUGACCCACGGUAACAAGAAGACCUAUCCUCGUCUUGCGGACAUUCUUGGCUUCUGCACACCCGAGCAGGCGAUCGAGACUGGAGAGAAGGUCAUGCUCGUCCAGCGCGACUUUGGUGACCGCAUGAACCGCAAGCACGCUCGUCUGAAGUACACCAUCGACGACCGUGGCAUCGAGUGGUUCAAGACCGAGGUCCAGUCGCGUCUGCCAUUCCAGCUGCAGGAGCCCCGUCCCUUCAAGUUCUUGGACAACGCGGAUCGCUAUGGCUGGACCCAGGGCCAGGACAAGAUGUGGCACUACUGCUGUUACAUCGAGAACGGCCGUGUCAAGGACACACCUGCGGAGCCCCACAAGACCGGUCUCCGAGAGAUUGCCAAGAUCCAUCAGGGCGAAUUCCGUCUGACGCCCAACCAGCAUUUGAUCGUCGCCAACGUUAAGGAGUCGGAGAAGCAGCGCAUCCAGGAGUUGUUGGAGCAGUACAAGCUCGACAAGCUCAACUACACGGGCGCGAUGCUGAACGCGAUGGCCUGUGUCGCCUUCCCGACUUGCUCGCUUGCCAUGGCCGAGUCUGAGCGGUACCUACCCUCGCUCGUCGAGAAGUUCGAGUCGACGCUGGAGGAAAUUGGUCUGAGGGACGACGCGAUCACGAUUCGUAUGACAGGAUGUCCGAACGGAUGUGCACGUCCGUAUGUGGCCGAGAUUGCGUUCGUCGGCAAGGCCUUCGGCGCAUACAACGUCUACUUGGGAGGAGGACACCACGGAGAACGACUCAACAAGUUGUACAAGGAGUCGUUGACGGAGCCAGAGAUUAUUGCAGAGUUGACGCCGAUGUUCCGUCGCUAUGCGGCCGAGCGCCUCGAUGGCGAGUUCUUUGGUGACUUUGUGAUCCGUGUGGGCAUCAUUAAGGCUACUUUGAGUGGAAAGACCUUCCACGACCUCUCAUAAUCCUUUUAUUAUUUGUGCUUUUUGUUAUCUAAUACUCUGUUCUCGCAUUUAUAUUGUUUUUCCAUGUCGGCAUUCACAAAUAGUCUUCAAUAAAUAAAAAUUAAAAAUGACAUUCACCAAA